GGGAGCCAGAGGAGGCGCCGGCCGCUGGGAGCCGAGAGCCGGAGCUCUUGGCGGCGGGAGCGCGGGCCGGAGCAGCCGAGGUCAAGAGGCAGCUGCCAUUGAAAGGUCGUGACAUUAGGGGAACAGCCAGCAGUAUUGACAGAAAACUUAGAUUACCUAAAUGACUGAUAAUGGUCUCCAGUUGCCAAAGAAGGUUGUGGAUGCCAAGAGAAAGGUAGCCAUUUCUCAGCCCCUUGAGUGCAAUCGGAUGCCUCCAGGAGCCCACGUUGGCCUGUAGUAGACAUGGCCGAGUUUACAAGCUACAAAGAUACUGCCUCUAGCCGCCACUUGCGGUUUAAGUUACAAAGCCUAAGCCGCCGUCUUGAUGAGUUGGAGGAAGCCACAAAAAAUCUCCAGAAAGCAGAGGAUGAGCUCCUGGAUCUGCAGGACAAGGUGAUUCAGGCAGAGGGCAGCAAUUCCAGCAUGCUGGCUGAGAUUGAGGUGCUGCGCCAGCGGGUGCUAAAGAUUGAAGGUAAAGAUGAGGAAAUCAAGAGGGCAGAGGACCUGUGUCAUCUGAUGAAGGAGAAACUUGAAGAGGAAGAAAACCUCACCCGAGAGCUGAAAUCUGAGAUUGAGCGGCUUCAGAAACGAAUGGCCGAGUUGGAGAAGCUAGAGGAGGCCUUUAGCAAGAGCAAGAAUGACUGUACCCAGCUUUGUUUGAGCCUGAAUGAGGAGAGAAAUCUGACCAAGAAAAUCUCCUCUGAGCUGGAAAUACUGAGAGUCAAAGUGAAAGAACUGGAAUCUUCUGAGGACCGCCUGGACAAGACUGAGCAGAGUCUAGUGUCAGAGCUAGAAAAGCUGAAAUCACUAACGCUGAGCUUUGUAAGUGAGAGAAAGUACUUGAAUGAAAAGGAGAAAGAGAACGAGAAAUUGAUAAAAGAGCUUACUCAGAAACUAGAGCAGAAUAAGAAAAUGAACCGAGAUUAUGCUAGGAAUGCCUCCAAUCUUCUGGAAAGGAAUGACCUACGGAUUGAAGAUGGCAUUUCUUGCACUCUGCCAUCCAAAGAAUUGAGAAGAAAAGGCACUCUGGACUAUCUAAAGCUGGUAGAAAAUGAAACAAGAAACAAAUCAGAAAACGAGAAAAACCGAAAUCAGGAAGACAACAAAAUCAAAGACCUUAACCAAGAGAUCGAGAAACUUAAGACACAGAUUAAACAUUUUGAAUCUUUGGAAGAAGAGCUUAAGAAAAUGAGGGCCAAAAAUAAUGACCUUCAGGAUAAUUACCGAAGUGAACAAAAUAAAAACAAACUCUUAGCCAGCCAGCUGGAAGAAGUAAAGCUACAAAUCAAGAAACAGAAAGAGUUAGAAAAUGGGGAAGUGGAGGGGGAAGAGGCUUUCCUGUCCAGCAAGGGCAGACAUGAGAGGACUAAGUUGAAAAUUCAGGGGAGUGAGACAUUUGGGUCCAAGCACACAUCUUGGGAGUUGUCUCCUCAGCACAAGCGGGAAAGGUUCCGAAAGGAGUAUUCUCUCAACAACGAAAAUUAUUCUCUAAGCAACAGACAGGCUUCUUCUCCUAGGAGGGCAGUCAAGGCUUCCAACAUGGGGGCAGGUUCAGACAAUGGGAUUCAGGAGACAAAGAGAACUGAAGACCGCUGUGCACCUGGAUCCUCUCAGAGUGAAGGGAAGAAAUCCAGGGAGCAGCCAUCAGUGCUCAGCCGCUACCCCCCAGCUGCUCAGGAGCACAGUAAGAUUUGGAGGGGAACUCCCAAGCCAGGCACUGAAGGUGGACUGAAGGGAAAAGCAGAGAAGACAACACGGACAUUUAGUGACUCCACCCAUGGGUCUGCUCCCAGUGACACACUGGGCAGAGCUGAGAAGGCUUCUGACACCUCCUCUGAGGUCCACUUUGGCAAGAGGGGACAGGUGCCUGGCAGUGGAAGUCAAAUGACUCAGGCCACAGACUCUGGCUGUUGUAAAGCCACUGGUGCACUGGCCUCAUCUCGGAGACCCUCCUCGGAAGGGCUCUCUAAGGGCAAAAAAGCUGCCAAUGGUCUGGAGGCUGACACCAGUUUCUCAAAUUCCAAGGCUCCUAUUUUAUCGAAGUACCCUUAUAGUUCCAGAAGCCAAGAGAAUAUCCUUCAGGGCUUUUCAACCCCAAAUAAAGAAGUUGAUCAACCCAUAGCAGUUGUGAUGGAGGACAGCAGUCAGCAUGAAGCUCUGAGGUGUCGAGUCAUCAAAUCCAGUGGCAGAGAGAAGCCAGACUCAGAUGAUGACUUGGAUGUGGCAUCUCUUGUUACUGCCAAGUUGGUAAACACAACCAUUACGCCAGAGCCAGAGCUCAAACUCCAGCCAAACUCCAGAGAAAAAGCCAAAGCCCGAGGGGCUCCUAGAACCUCCCUAUUUGAGAAUGAUAAAAAUGUCGGGAUAGAAAACGAAUCUGUGAAGGCUAACAGAGCCACCACCAAUGCCAUGGAGUUCCCAGAGGCCAAUGGUGCUGGGGGAAAAAGCCAAAGGCCCUUUAGCCCCAGGGAGGCCUUGCAGUCUAGAGCUGUCAUCAAACCUGUUAUCAUUGAUAAGGAUGUGAAAAAAAUCAUGGGAGGAUCUGGAACUGAGGCUGUGUUGGAUAAACAGAAAUCCACCUCUAAGCCAGGGUCAAACAAAGUGACAAGCAGCAUUACUAUUUAUCCUUCUGACAACAGCAGCCCUAGAGCCAUCCCAGGUGAGGCCCCAAGGGAGAGACACACGUCCACCAGCAACAUCCAGGUGGGGCCCUCAGAACUCACAUCUGUCAGCAACCACGUCAGCUCCCCCUUUGAGCUGUCUCUUCACAAACAUGACAUCACCUUGCAGUUCACAGAAGCAGAAAGAAUGGGAGAUGGGUUCUCAAAGAACAGGCCAGAAACAGUGGUGUCUCGAAGCAGCAUUCUGAUCAAGCCACUGGAUUCAGUGGAGAGAAAUAGCCAUGCCUCCCCAGCAGAGACAGUCAGGUGGAAAAGCCAUAGUGCCCCUUCGGAAGUGGGCUCUGCAGAUGCCAGACACAUCACUGUGCGGAAUGCCUGGAAGAGUAAACGAGACUUGAAAUCCCCGGAAGAUCCCCUGACUCGGGCAGGGAGAAACAUGGAAUCUCCCAACGCCUACACCCAGAGGUCUUCCACAGACUUCUCAGAACUCGAACAAUCUAGGUCCUACCUUUCUAAGCAGGGCAUGCGAAGGGUAGGAAAUGCAGGAGAUGCCCCCGAGCUCUCCUCUAGAAGGACCCAAAGUAGCCUCACUGUGUCAGAGGUGCUCACCCGGCGGAAUUGGGCAGGAGAAGCCAUCACAACUGCAGCUUGGAACCAUUCAACGGGCACAGAAGAAAGUGAGGACUGCGCACUCGGUGGCUGCAGACCACUGCACAAUUUCUCAGAGCAACCUGAACUGCCUGGGAAGCAGGAGUUGCCAGAGCCUGGGCGAGUCUGGGCCGAGGAACGACUACGGCCUGCCAGGCCUUGUGCUGAGGAAAACUGAGCCAGCUGGGUGAGGUCUACUGACUCCUCUGCUCCUGCUUCUCAGGUCUUCUACCUUCCUGCUCUGUGAAGGAUCCAAGGCCAGUUAACCAGGAUAGAUACAAGAGAGCUGGGCUGUGGCUCAGGUAAUUUUUGCCAGUUGGCCAGAGGGGGUCAGAGACUACAAACUCGACAGUCACCCAUACCCAGAUUUCCCUGAUGCAUGAGUCCUCUCACCUUGUCCCUGUUCCCAAGGUAGCAUUGGACCACUCUGUCCUCCAAAUGGGAGCUAUAGAAACCCCACCACCACCACCAUAUCACAGAAGCUGGAAGCUCUUCUCUGCUCCUUGGGGAUGUUCUGUAUCAUAGAGUAGCCCCUUUUCUGUGUUGUUAAUGCCCUGAUUCUCUGUCUCCUUACCAUAUCCACUUGGCUCCUUGUUUGCCUCAAGAGCUGAAGUACUCACGAACAAUUAGUUACCAGCCACCAGCUCUAAACAGGGAGCUUCCAUUCCUUGUCCUGGGGAGUUCUUUUUCUCAGACUUUGACAACAGAAGGGGUCUGUGCUGCCUCCAAGGACUGUAGUUCUCCCCUUAGUUUGAAACUUCUCUAACCUGUCUCCUAGCUGAUCAGUUUCGUAUGCAGGUGCCCAAAGGAGUGACACCCACCCACCAACCCAGUCCUCUGCUCACCCUCCAAAAGCACUCAGAAGUGCAUAAGCCUCAUGCGGUCUCCUUUCCUGGGCACCAGUAAUGCUGCUGGCAUCACCUGCCUUCUCUCUUGUGGCUGGACUUCAUCGUUCUCACCUUGGGAAGAUCCCUAGACUGAGCUGGGCUGAGCCAGCAUACUCUGCCUUCUAGAAGUGCCCAGCAAGGGAGAAAACAAACAGGAAGAAGUGAUUUCCCUUUAGCCACUCCACAAGCAAUAGCCCCAUGAAAGACAUGGACUAAAUGCUCUCUCCUGUCCUCCUCCUCCAUCUCCCGUAGAGGACGCCUUGCACUUUAUUUCCCACGCUCACAUGUUCCUGCAGAAGCAGGUCCCCUGAUCUCUGCAAGUAGACUGUCAUGAGAUGAUUCACUGGAAGAAUGGUCACUGAACCUGCCUAUUGAGGGCCUCGGAUUUAUAGUUCAAAGUGCAGCAAACCUUUUAGGAAGCCACAUAAAUAAAAAUUGAUUAGUUUUCCUUAUACUAACCAUAUGGGGAAGUUAGAAAGAACAGUAUAUUCUUGGCACUGCUUUUUCCGUAACAGUCUGUCAAUCCCCAGAAGAGAUCCCUCCAUGGCUACCUGUAUAAAGCAGAUGCUGUUGCCUUCACAUCCACAGCAAGAGCAUUAGGCCAGGAGUCUGGAAAGCUGUUUUUUUUUCCCCCCAAGGCCUGCUUCCUUGCUGUGUGACCUUGGGUGAGUCAUUAUCGUCCUGGAGCUGCUUCAGUUUUCCCUAUCUGUAAAAUGAGUUCUUUGAAAUAGAUGACCUCUAAGGACCCUAAAUCUGGUAUUCUAAGAUCCUUUGGUUUUCACCGUCCAGUGUAGGCCUGUUCUUGCUUUUGGGUUUUGGGGAGCAUCUUCCCUCCUGCCUUCAGUUGUCUUUCUGGACCACAGGAUUUCUCGUUUCCUCACAUUUCUUUUUCAUGGGGGAUGAGCUCAGACAAGCUCCCUAGCCUCUGUUUCUGGUCUGUGAAGUGAAGGGAUUGGAUGGUCUCUGAGGCUGUGUGUGGCACUGGCCUUUCCUAGUUAUGUGUGGCACUGGGAAAGGCCAGUGCCACACAUAACCCCUGGCUUUCAGACCAUGUACCUUCCAUAACAGUCUGCAUAUCUCCUAUGCCUGUGCCUCCUAUUAAUUUCCUGGUGACAGGGAAGACUCAGGACUUCCUCAGGAUGAUUGUGAGUGGCCUCUCCCACCCCCACUCAGCAUGGGCACAUGUCUGCCCUUGUCUGCAUCAGACUCUGCCAUCUCGAGGAGGUGUGUGGAGCACCUACCUUUCUUUCAGGGACAGGACUUUCUUGCUCGUACUUCUGUUCGCUGGAGUUUUGCCAAUCUAAAGGCAUUGUCAUGUGGCUUGCCUUUCUUUCUCCACAUCGGGACUCAGAUGCACACUUUGGGAAUCUCUUUCUGCUGCUGCUUUUCAGCUUGCUCCCGCAAGGCUGCAGACCUUAAAAGUGGCUCUGUGCCAUUCUUCACUAAUUGGCAACCCUGAGAGCUCAGAGGAAAUUGACCUCUAUGGUGGUCAACUGAUGUUAUAGGAAAUUCGAUCUGUGGCUUUUCUCUGCUGAUGGAAACAGAAGGGUGCCAAGCCACAAAAGAUCUCGCAAAUAAUUUCCAUCUUUGGGUGUUGGAGCCCUGGAUUCUGGUGCUGUAGCUCCUGGUGCCAAAGUCUGGCUCUUUCCACAUUUCAGCAGCACCAACAUCUGCCACUUCUCAAAAUGUUCUGUGGAAAAGGGACAGCUGUGUGGGGACUGCCAUUUUGAAAUCUGAGUGCAAUAGGAUUUGAUUGUAACAGUUAUUUCAGGAUAAGUAUUUGUCUCUUUAAUCUGCAUACUUUGUGGAACCGCUGUAAAGUAGAUGUUAUUUUUAAAUGUCCUCACCAUUGCAGAGAGUAACAUUUGUACUAGCAAGUGACUGCUGGAGGCUCAGUUCCUCUGGGCUUCACAUGGCUGGCUGGCUGACUCUAAGAUUCCAAAGUUAAAAGGCACAUUUCUGAAAAGCAACCACAAUGAGGCCAUUUGGACCCAGAGCUCAUGAUCAGGGGUCCUGGAGGAAGCCUCUGAGGAAGAGACCCGGUAGUUGAAUAGUUGUCUAAACAAACCAAAUACUCCCUCGGUCCCAGCCAAUAACCCCACUUAAGACAAGUGCUCCUCUUCUGCAGCCUGGCUCUGACUCUGUAUUGUAGCAGCAGGUGUGUGGCUAUGGGAGUUCCCCAUAAAGCUGGGGAACCUAGUGCUGCAGAGCUGCUUGGUUAGAGGAAGUAGAACUGGCUAAGUGCCAGGAGUUAGUGUCUCCCACCUGCCACUCUGUCUUGCCAAUCUGGUUCUAAAACGAUGAGAGAAAGCUGCAGGGGUUGGAAACAAAAAAGCUGUGGCAGGUUUGCUUCUGAGUAGCAUGUGGGUUAAAGUGAUCUGUGUGGGGCCGAGGACUCCAGUCUCAGCUGCAGGCAAGCUUGCACACCGGCAGCCCCUCUGCUGGGGGCAGGGCCUAUAGUGUUCCUGGGGCAGAUUUUAGUUCUUUAGGUUUAGUGGGUCAGUGCCCAGUGCUGCCACUUCCCAGUGAAGGAACAGAGACCCAGAGGCUGGGUCCCUGCUCCCUUUGUUGGCGUGGUUUUCUUUUGUUUCUCUGACAAGACUGCUUUGGAAGAGCUGCUUGUAGGGAUUCUGACUAUCCCAAGUGGGCACAGGGUUCUCCUCCAUGCCUCAACCAAGAUCACAGGAAAGGGGCUCUAUUUUCCUGCUGCUUCACAGCUCAGAACAUGUACUGAAUGGAAUGUAUUUUUAAAAGAAUAAAGUCUAUUUUUUUGUAUUUUAAAGAUUGGGAGGGCUAGGAAGAUAGCCCUCAAAUAAACUGUUAUUGCAUUAUACAGGCCCCGUUGCUGGGGCGUCAGGCUCUGUCGGUCCACACGUGCUUGCUCAGGCAGGUGCUCAGGCCUCGCCCUGCCCCUUGGAGUCUAGGUGCAGCAGCUUUACAUUCCCGCUCUAAGCACGGGACCAAGGCGGCCAGAACCUAGGGAAACCAGGGCAGUGCCAUGGGCAGCAGUUCAGGGCGCCUGGGGUGCGUGUGUGUAGUUGAAGCUGCCUGUCUGCAUGUAUCCUUCAGCUCUAAUGCUAUUGGCGCUGCAGCACAAUAUGUAACCAAUAAAGCUCCCUCAUUUCCACAUGCUCCGUGUGUGAGUCAGUGGUGCCAGUUUUGUUGAUGUUUUCCUUGUGUUGGUCCAGCUGGUGUAUUUCACUAGUUCAGGUAAAAUACCUAAGAACUGGAAAUGUGAACCUGGAGAAGGCUGUGCCUACAACCAGCAUAAAUGAACCAGAGUUAGGAUCCCCAGCCAUUUCUUUGUUAGUUUAUUUUUAGACUUACCACCAAAAAUGAUCAUCUAGCUUUCUCUUAAGCUGCCUGUGCCAUUUAUUAAAAAAGAAAAACUUCUAAAAGCACCACCCCCGAUGAGACCACACAUCCUUAUGACGCUCCUCAGGUAACAGCGCAGGUGGCAGAGCCAGGAUUCGGAUCUAGGAUGCACUCUACAGCACACACACACUUUCCACCUUGCAGGUCUUACCUUCCCAUCAUGGUCACAUAUUUUUCAGUGGAUUUUUUUUUUUUUUUAUUGCUGGCACUGUUCCAGGACUAAACAUCUUCCAGUUAGACUUCAAGUAUAAUGUCCCUCAGUAAAACCUCAUUUAGACUAAUUGUAAGGAGCUGACUAACCCAAGUACAAUGUGGUUUCCUACGUGCAUUUGUACUUAGUUUACGAGGAGCCCUAGGAGGAACACUGCUGUCCCCUUCCUGCUGAAAUGGGAGACUCUCCUAGAUAUCUAGGUGGGUCUUAAAGAAUUCUACAAGUAGCCUUACAGAGGGAGACAAUACACAAGGCCACUAGAAGAUAACGACAAGGACAUGAAAUGGCCAUCAGUCUGGUUGGGAAUAUAGCUCAGUGGCAGAUGUCUACUUAGCACACAUCUUAGCCUUACAUGCCCAGCACUGCAAAAGCAAAAUGAUUAGAUUAGCUUUCUAUUGUUUUAAGCCACUAAGCGUAUGGUAUUUGUUAUAUGAGCUAAGUUACUUGUCUUUGAUCCUCUCUGUAAUACUUCCCAAGUCAAUCAACAGAACUGGAAAGUGAGCAUACUGGAAAUAAAGGCAGAGAGGUCAACCAGAGGCCCAAACUUUGGUAUGAGCCUUGUUUUAUCUUGAUUCAUCCCAGGUCUCCUCUUGGCACAUCGUCAUACAGUGCCAGCAGGAAGUCAAGUCCCACUGGUAAGAAAGCCCACUGCUGCAUGAGUGGUUCCCCCAACCUUAUUUUCCUA
Molecule: messenger RNA, 8466 nt
Organism: Castor canadensis (American beaver)
Lineage: Eukaryota; Metazoa; Chordata; Mammalia; Rodentia; Castoridae
Gene: Luzp1
Product: leucine zipper protein 1
Biological process (GO): neural fold bending
Source: RefSeq, a predicted model, not a curated record